CCUGCGGCGGGGGGCUGCCCCCGGGGGGCUGGCGGAGCUGGGCCGCGGGGGCCCCGGGGCCGGCGGNGCCGGGGUCAUCGGGAUGAUGCGGACGCAGUGUCUGCUGGGGCUGCGCACGUUCGUGGCCUUCGCCGCCAAGCUCUGGAGCUUCUUUAUUUACCUUUUGCGGAGGCAGAUCCGCACGGUAAUUCAGUAUCAGACUGUUCGAUAUGAUAUCCUGCCCUUAUCUCCUUUGUCCCGGAAUCGCCUAGCCCAGGUGAAGAGGAAGAUCCUGGUGCUGGAUCUGGACGAAACCCUGAUUCACUCUCACCACGAUGGGGUCCUGAGGCCUACAGUGAGACCUGGGACACCUCCCGACUUCAUCCUCAAGGUGGUAAUAGACAAACACCCUGUCCGGUUUUUUGUACAUAAGAGACCCCAUGUGGAUUUCUUCUUAGAAGUGGUAAGCCAGUGGUAUGAGCUUGUCGUGUUCACAGCAAGCAUGGAAAUUUACGGCUCUGCUGUGGCAGAUAAACUGGACAAUAGCAGAAGCAUUCUUAAGAGGAGAUACUAUAGACAGCACUGCACUUUGGAGUUGGGCAGCUACAUCAAAGACCUCUCUGUGGUCCACAGUGACCUUUCCAGCAUCGUGAUCCUGGACAACUCCCCCGGGGCUUACAGGAGCCACCCGUUCACUGCUGAUGUCCGAUCGGUGCUGAGCCGAAACCUUCACCAACAUAGGCUCUGGUGACAGCUGCUCCCCCUCCACCUGACUUGGGGUGGAGGGGAAAGGGAGGGAGAGUUCUUGGGACGCCGUCUGUUGCCCUGUCCAAUGUGAGGACUGCCUGGGCAGAGUCUGCCCCUCCCACCCCUCUGCCCUGGGAGCCCUACACUCCACUAUGGAGUCUGGAUGGACACAUGGGCCAGACCGUGAAGCAGCCUCACUCUGGGUUCACACUCCGUGGAAAUGCCAGACUGGGACAGGCGAAGGCCUAGAGGAGCCGAAACAGUCUGGUGAAGAGGCAGGACUGGCCAGAGUGACAGACAUAUCCCAGAGGCUCAAAAGAAGCCAAUUCAACUUUGUUGUGAUUUGAUUUUUUUAAAAACUCUUAUACAAAACUGAUCUAAUUCUUCACUCCUGCUCCAAGGGCUGGGCUGUGGGUGGGGACUGGGGUUUCGGGCCACUGGAUCCUCCUCAGACUUGUCCCCCCCUUACUUUUCCUCAUUUUUUUUCUUUCCCCAAUCCCCCAUACCUGUAAUCGGCUCCUUUCUUCUUUCCUCUUUUAAACCAUGCAUUAUAACUUUGAAACCAAA
Messenger RNA from Mus caroli (Ryukyu mouse), 1293 nucleotides. The record is from RefSeq and is a predicted model, not a curated record. Lineage: Eukaryota; Metazoa; Chordata; Mammalia; Rodentia; Muridae.